UAUUUGCAGUUGUAGAAUCCACAGUUGGGGACCUGGAGCUAAACUUGCUUGAUGUGACUGUUGGUGUGCCCGCGGGGACCCGGCGAGGACGCGCAGCAAAUGAACGGAGCUGUCCUAUGCAAGGAGAAGUAGUGGAACUCCAUACGCCUUAAAACCAUGUUACAAAGGGUUCUCACCAGUCACAUCAGCCGCUGCGGGAAGAAGCGUUAGGACUGCCGAGGGACUUGCGUUCUUGCAAUAGCGGCUGUUGGGGGCUUGCACGGAAUUCAGCAAAACACUACUGGUGCGCCCUCGGCACGGUGCCCAACCGCCGUCCGUUGCGGAAGCUUUUCGAUUUGCACAAUCGGAUCGCCUCAUGCCCAGUCCAAAAGUCAUCAUACAGUAUUCAAUCCACUUUGUUACUGAAGACUGCGUAAAACAACAUACACACAAGCGUGGUGGUCCGCUGCUGUCCUCGCUGCUGGCCUCCUGCCACGUCCUGCCCUGCCUGGCGCAGAGAGCCUCCGCUGCUGCGCUUGUGGCGCCCUGCCUGCCUACGUCAUCCAGGCCGCGGUUACGUCAUCACGUCUAGCCUGCUACCGUCGCGCGACGCUUGAGCAGGUUAGCGCCGGGCUGCCGUCAGGGAUGUUUGUGCUGCCUCCUCACUCCACGUCCCGUUCGAGCCGCCCAUCCAAUAUGCAGCUGUCCAACAGCCUGCGCAGCGCCCGCUCUGCUGCUGCCAGCAGCGGGUGCGCCCUGGCUUCCCGACCGGUCGUGGCGUGCCGCCGCGUCACGCCGUCCGUCACCCGGCCCGGCCCCUUCACCAUCGCCACCGGCCCACUGCUGCCUGCCUCCCGCAGCAAGGCCGGCGGCGGCAUCCGUGUAUUCAGCUCUGCGCUUUAUGAGUUUGGCCAGCAACUCAAGGAGGACCUCGACCAUGACCUUAGCCGGGCGCGUGUUGAUGCCAUCGCAAACAAAACUCGCAUCGCUGAGCUCGAGCAGCAGCGGCGCAUCCUGAUGGCGGUGGGUGGCAUGGCAGACGACGAGCCCGAGCUGAAGGCGGCGUUGAUGCAGCUUGAGGAGAUCCUGGGAGUCAGCUUCAACGAGCUGCAGCUGAUGCUGGCCGAGACGCUCGCCGACCACCCCGCCAAGAUGGACAACCUGGCUGCCAUGGCGGCCGUGGUGGGCACCGGCAGCGACGGCGGGGGCGACGAGAGCGGCGACCGCGACACCGCCGACGCCGCCGACGCCGACGGUGACGGCGGCGAGCGGGCCUGGCUGCGCUUCAAGGCUGACGUCCACGCCUGCCUGGCCGAUCUGCGCAACAGGAAGGAUGGCAUCACGCUGCAUCGCGCCAUUGUCAAGGACAUGGUGCGCGCCUCCAGCAACCCCGGCGCCCGCCGCUCGAGCAGCUCCGUGGACAAGAUGGCCCGGCAGGAGCUGGAUCGGCUGAUGCCCUUCCUGCUCGAUGACUUCCUGGACAAGAUGCCGGGUCUCAAGGCCGCGUUCACGGGCAAAGCAGAGCCCGGUGCCGAGGGUGAUGACGGCGAGGGCGAGGAGGAGGGCGAGGCGCAGGACGUCGGCGAGGACGCGGUGGACAGCAGCAGCAGCGGCGGUGGCGGCGGGGUGCUGUCCUGCGCGGCCUGGCAGCAGGUGCUGGGCCGCACGGUGCGGGCCGUCAGCCCCACGCUGGCGCUGGUGCUGGCGCGCGGCUACCUGGCCAUGGCGCCGCGGCAGUACCGGGCGCUGGCGCUGGUGCGGAUGAUCCUGCCCGGCAAGACUGGCGGCGGCGUGGACGGCGCGCUCACGCGCAAGGAGGGGCUGAGCCUCCUCAAGAAGCUCCGCCCUGGUAUCAGCGGCCUGGCUGACAAGGACAAGCAAUGGCUGGAGUGGGUCAUUGCCCGGCUGGCGGCGGAGUUCGCGGUCCAGUCCGCCGGCGAUGGCCACGAGCCCGAGCCCAAGCGCCCCGAGCUGCCUCCCACUGCUGUGCAGCGUAAGCCCCCGGCGGAGGAGCAGCACAAGCCCACCGCCGGUGCGCGCGACUCCCCGAACAUGUAACGGCGCGUCCCAUGUAUGAGCUGCGGGCGGGGGGCAGUUGCGGUGAUGAAAGGGCUGCUUCUUGCUGGGCACGAGCCCAUGAAGCCCACGGCAGCGACGCAUGCAUGCCACCGAAUCGUUUGUUGUGAGCUUUCUUGAGAUUGGGUGCACGGCCCUGCCCGUGUCGAUGUGGACGCGAUGGGACAUGGCAAGGGGCAGAUUGUUGUAGGCACGUGGCUGAUACAGCUGAGCCCCGAGAAACAAGUGCAUGGCUUGGCGUGCGCCUUGACGGCUGCUGUAGAGGUGAUGCCUUCGCGUGAGCGCGGGCAUCCGUGUACCGUAUGUGCGUGUGUGGGAAACUUCGACCACGUGGGAUACACAAUCAGCAGGACUGGCUAAAGGCGUCGUGAAGCUUCUCAGGGAUGCGAACAUGCGGGGCUCACAGAGAGGACGUUAUGGCUUGUUGCACACGCCGCGGCGGACAGCAACUUGUUCACUUGAUUGAUUGCAUGCUCUCUUGCGCUAGGGUAGCGGCAGAAGGGGCCAGGCGCAAAGGGGUGGCAGGGGGGGAAGUGGAACCGACAGUGUCAGACCUGGGCGUGUUACGCAGUGUUCCGCGUUGUGGCGUUCGUGAGCGCGGUGAUGCGGCGAGGUCACGCGCUUACGGCAUCAGCGCGCCACUCUGUAACGGACCGAACCU
Messenger RNA from Chlamydomonas reinhardtii, 2716 nucleotides. RefSeq lists its product as uncharacterized. Lineage: Eukaryota; Viridiplantae; Chlorophyta; Chlorophyceae; Chlamydomonadales; Chlamydomonadaceae. The record is from RefSeq and is a predicted model, not a curated record. Bases 625 to 2037 code for a protein of 470 amino acids. The transcript has 6 exons.